Nanorana parkeri is the source of this 2301-nucleotide messenger RNA. RefSeq names its product FK506 binding protein 9 (gene FKBP9). Gene Ontology annotation, molecular function: peptidyl-prolyl cis-trans isomerase activity; calcium ion binding. Lineage: Eukaryota; Metazoa; Chordata; Amphibia; Anura; Dicroglossidae. Bases 130 to 2214 code for a protein of 694 amino acids. The record is from RefSeq and is a predicted model, not a curated record. The transcript has 13 exons.
GGUCACCGCACUCAGGACCCUUCACAUUCUUCAGUCGCCAAGUGGCGGAGAGUACUGGUCCCUCCCCCUCCUCCCAGCUCUACACCCCUCAGUCCUGCUCUCCCCUCUUCCUGGAGGGACCGCUGUGCAAUGAGAACUAGGAAGAGCUCGCUGCCUGCCCUGUUCAGAAUGCCAGUCACCCGGUGGUCGGUGCUUCUCCUCCAGGCCGUAUUUCUAGUCAGUUUCGUGACUUGCAACGACGCCCCGCCGGUGCCAGCGGAGCAGCUGACCAUAGAGAAGAGCUAUGUGCCCGAGCUGUGCCCCCGCAGCGUCAAGGAGGGAGACUUCGUUCGUUAUCACUACCAUGGCUUGUUCCCGGAUGGCACCAAGUUCGAUUCCAGUUAUGACCGUGGAACGACUUACAACGUAUUUGUGGGAAAAGGACAGAUUAUUCAAGGAAUGGACAAAGCCCUGAUUGGAAUGUGUGUAAAUGAGAGGCGACUAGUGAAAGUUCCACCCAGUCUUGCCUAUGGGAAGGAAGGAGUAGCUGGUGUCAUUCCUCCAGAUGCCAUUAUACACUUUGAUGUCCUUUUGUUAGACAUCUGGAAUCCUGACGACAAAGUCCAAACAGAAACGUAUUAUAAACCAGAAAUUUGCUCCCGCACAGUACAAGUCUCCGAUUUCAUUCGUUAUCAUUACAAUGGGACAUUAUUAGACGGGACACUUUUUGAUUCCAGCCAUAACCGUAUGAAGACGUAUGACACCUACAUAGGGAUUGGAUGGCUGAUACCUGGAAUGGAUACUGGUCUUCUGGGAAUGUGCGUUGGUGAAAGACGUAUAAUCACAGUCCCCCCAUUCCUAGCAUAUGGAGAAGAUGGUGAUGGUAAAGAUAUCCCGCCCAAGGCAACCCUUGCCUUUGAUGUUGUCUUGUUAGAUUUGCACAAUCCUAAAGAUGGCAUCACAUCAGAGGUCCAAUAUAUGCCAGACAACUGUGAGAGGAAGACACAGGCCGGUGACUACAUCAGAUACCAUUAUAAUGGAACACUGCUGGAUGGAACUUUUUUUGACUCCAGUUAUUCCCGAAAUCGCACUUAUAACACAUACAUUGGGAAGGGUUAUGUGAUUUCUGGCAUGGAUGAAGGUUUGCUGGGCCUUUGUGUCGGUGAAAGACGUCGGAUAACAAUUCCACCACAUCUUGCCUACGGUGAAGAGGGCAGAGGUAAAGAUAUCCCGCCCAAGGCAACCCUUGCCUUUGAUGUUGUCUUGUUAGAUUUGCACAAUCCUAAAGAUGGCAUCACAUCAGAGGUCCAAUAUAUGCCAGACAACUGUGAGAGGAAGACACAGGCCGGUGACUACAUCAGAUACCAUUAUAAUGGAACACUGCUGGAUGGAACUUUUUUUGACUCCAGUUAUUCCCGAAAUCGCACUUAUAACACAUACAUUGGGAAGGGUUAUGUGAUUUCUGGCAUGGAUGAAGGUUUGCUGGGCCUUUGUGUCGGUGAAAGACGUCGGAUAACAAUUCCACCACAUCUUGCCUACGGUGAAGAGGGCAGAGGAAAAAUCCCAGGAUCUGCAGUGUUAGUGUUUGAGAUCCUCGUGGUUGAUUUCCACAACCCAGAUGACUCUGUCAGCAUCACAGCACAGCUUAAGCCAAUCAACUGUACAGUCCUGAGCAAAAAGGGAGAUUACCUGAAGUAUCACUACAAUGCCACUCUCAUGGAUGGAACUGUACUAGACUCAACGCACCAGUAUGGCAAAACCUACAACAUAGUAUUGGAAUCUGGUCAGGUUGUAAUGGGAAUGGACAUUGGCUUAAGAGAUAUGUGCGUUGGAGAGAGGCGUACAGUCAUUAUACCUCCACAUCUGGGUUAUGGAGAAGCUGGAGUAGAGGGGGAAGUCCCCGGAAGUGCAGUGCUGAUUUUCGACAUUGAGCUACUGGAGUUGAUACCAGGUCUACCUGACGGUUACAUGUUUGUGUGGAAUGGAGACGUGUCACCCAACCUGUUUGAAGAUAUUGACAAGAACAGCAAUGGGGAGAUACUGCUCCAAGAGUUUGCAGAUUACAUUAAAACCCAAGUGGAUGCUGGGAAAGGAAAACUGGCUCCUGGUUUUGACGCCGACAAGAUUAUCGAGAACAUGUACAAAAAUCAGGACCGGAAUGAAGACGGCAAAAUUACAGAAGCGGAGUUCAAGUUAAAAGACCAGGAGGAUAAAGAGAGACACGACGAGCUGUAAUCUUCCAGCACAUUGGGUCUGGAUGCUGUGAACGUCUUGUGACAGAACACUCAUUCGUUUGGACAUGUUUAUUUGAUUUUAAGCAGU